Molecule: messenger RNA, 574 nt
Organism: Moneuplotes crassus
Lineage: Eukaryota; Ciliophora; Spirotrichea; Euplotida; Euplotidae
Source: the annotation of a GenBank genome assembly
UUUUAGGCUCAGAUACAGUCUUAAUCAGUAAAACUAGGAACUAUUUAAAAAAUAAUCGUUUUCUUAAAAAUUAAAAGAAAAAUGGCAGCAGGAAAAGGAGGCAAAGGAGGAAAGGGCGGCAAAGUCGGCCAAGGAAAGUCAAAGAAGGCUUCUAAGAGCAGAUCCGUUAGGGCAGGUCUUCAGUUCCCAGUCGGAAGAAUUCACAGAAUGUUGAAGAAGAGAGUCAGUGCAACUCAGAGAGUCGGAGCUACUGCAGCUGUAUACUCAGCUGCUAUCCUCGAGUAUCUCACAGCUGAAGUUCUUGAACUUGCAGGUAAUGCUUCAAAAGACUUGAGAGUAAAGAGAAUUACUCCAAGACAUCUCCAACUAGCCAUCAGAGGAGAUGAAGAGCUUGACUCACUCAUCAAGGCUACCAUUGCUGGUGGUGGUGUGAUCCCACACAUCCACAAGUCAUUGUUGACAAAGACUGGAAAGAAGUUUGAUAACAUUCAGAAGAAACUCUUCUAAUCGUUGAUAGAAUUCAAAUACGAUUCAGGAGUUAGAUUCCGUUAAUCAUUUGAAUCAUAAAAAUUUU